Molecule: messenger RNA, 2664 nt
Organism: Nothoprocta perdicaria
Lineage: Eukaryota; Metazoa; Chordata; Aves; Tinamiformes; Tinamidae
Gene: LRIT1
Product: leucine rich repeat, Ig-like and transmembrane domains 1
Exons: 4
Coding region: 22-1902 (626 amino acids)
Cellular component (GO): endoplasmic reticulum membrane
Molecular function (GO): protein binding
Source: RefSeq, a predicted model, not a curated record
UCUCAUGCCCGGGUGACAAGGAUGUGGAUCCCGGUGGGUUUGCUCUGCUGCUUAGUCUUUGGAGGGCUGCCUCGGGCUGGCGCUUCUUGUCCGUCUCAGUGUAGCUGCACCUUCCAUAGCCUCAGCGAAGGGACAAAAAGCAGGACUGUGCUGUGUAAUGAUCCCGARAUGACUCUCACGCCUGUGAAUAUUCCUGUAGACACCUCCAAGCUUCGCAUAGAAAAGACAGCCAUCAGGAGGGUGCCAGGGGAGGCCUUGCAUUCACUCCACAACCUGGAGUACCUCUGGAUGCCCUAUAACUCCUUGGCCAGCCUCAGCGUGAUCACCUUCAAGGGCCUCCGUCGCAUACAGGAGCUGAGGCUGGAUGGAAAUGACUUAAUAUCUUUCCCGUGGGAAGCCCUCGCUGACAUGCCCCAGCUGAGGCUUCUGGAUCUGCACAACAACGAACUCACCUCAGUCCCCYCAGAUGCUGCUCGUUAUAUCAAGAAUAUCACCUACCUGGACCUGUCCAGCAAUAAACUGAUGACUCUUCCUCAAACCCUUAUUUCCACCUGGGCCAACCUGCAGGCAGUUCCUUACUUUCCUAAUGAUAACUCCAAGAUCAUCCUAGGUUUGCAAGACAAUCCUUGGGUGUGUGACUGCAGUCUAUAUGAGAUGGUGCAUUUCUUGAAUUUCCAGUCGCCUAACAUCGCGUUCAUAGAGCCCCGGCUGAAGUGCUCCACGCCCCGCAGUCUGGCGGGAGUCGCCUUCAGCCAGGUGGAGCUGCGCAAGUGUCAGAGCCCCGUUGUGCACACAUCGGUGGCCAAGGUGAAGACCAUCCUGGGCAGCACCGUCUUGCUGCGGUGCGGGACGACAGGCGUGCCCGUUCCCGAGCUCAGCUGGAGAAGGGCUGACGGUGCUCAGCUGAACGGCACAGUUCACCAAGAAAUUUCUAGUGAUGGGAUGAGCUGGUCUAUUCUGGGCUUGCCUGUGGUCUCCUAUCUUGAUUCUGGCGAGUACAUCUGUAAAGCAAAGAAUUUCCUGGGGGCAACAGAGGCGUUCAUAUCCCUCAUCAUCACGGAUGCGGAGAGCACGGAUGACCCCAGCUCUAAUGCCAAUGGUGUCUGGAGUGCAAAGGCGAGUGGGAUGGAGGCAGCUGCCUACAACGACAAGCUAGUGGCCAGGUACGUUAUCACCACCUCCACUAUACCUACCUUGGGAGCCAGAGCAGGCUCUGAAGAGAACCUCAUCCUCCAAAACGGGGCGCAGAACAGCAACUCACAAAACCUCCUGGUGAGUCCACCUACCGGACAGCCCGAGCCGGAGCGAAUCGUGAGGUCAGUGAGAGUGUUAGGGGACACCGACCAAAGCGUCACCCUGGCCUGGAAGGCGCCUCUGGCAAAGAACACGACAGUGUUCAGUGUCCUCUAUGCCAUUUUUGGAGAGAGAGACAUGCGGCGGAUCAGCGUGGAGCCAGGGAAGACCAAGGUCACCAUUUACGGGCUGCUGCCGAAGACCAAAUACAUCAUGUGCGUCUGCGUGAAGGGGCUGAUCCCCAGGAAGGAGCAAUGCAUCAUAUUUUCCACAGACGAAGUUGCCAGCGCGGGGGGAACGCAGAAGCUCAUCAAUGUGGUGGUGAUCAGCGUGGCCUGCGUCAUUGCCCUUCCCCUCACGCUGGUGGUCUGCUGCGGAGCACUGAAAAGGCGCUUCAAAAAGUGCCUCGUGCGGAAACCCAAGGAAAUUCAGGACUCCUAUGUCACCUUUGAAAGCCUGUCACCCGGGGCCAAGGCAAAAGGGGUCGAAGGAGAAUACUUGACUAGACAUACCCCAGAUGAGUCUAACAGGCUGCUCUCUGCCCGCUCAAGUGUGGACUCAGAAGCAAUACCGAAGAUAGAGGGGCAACCUAAUGAAUAUUUUUGUUGAUUGCAACAAGGUUAGUUGUCAACUUGUUAGCUGUGAAACACACAUGGCUCUAUAUGUGACUCUGUUCUACAGACCUAACAUUGCAGGCGUUGUGUCAGUGCUAGUGUCUCCUGACACACUCUGGAGGAGGGUGCAAAGCACUGAUGGCACCCAAGCUUACAGGAACAUAUUGGGAUUUGCUGUUUUGUACCUGAUCAAAACCUUGUGUGAUACCAUCCGUGUUCUCCUGGGUGACUCUUUAUUUUGCAAAAUGAGAUGUGCACACUGAGUGUGAGAACAAUAAGCAACAUUUUUGAGUGCAUGAUGUCCACUGUUGUUUARUAUCUGCUCUGCAGUAUGCUCAGACUUUUUGAAGUUCUUCAGGUUGACGGCCUGGAGAGAAUUUAAUGAUUUGAAUAUAAGUGUAUGUAUAAACGUGAAGAUUGAUGGUCUUAUCUGGUACACCCACCCUCUGAGUUCAGACAAAUGUGCAGAGAUACAAAUCAAAAGACAAAAAUACCUAUCCCCUCCUAAGACUACAUAAUAGGGAGUGUUUUGUGAGAACAUUUUGAUCCUAACCAUGCUUUCCUUUUGUUGUGGCUUGAACAACAGUAUCCCACAGGUCUUCCACUUUCAGGCGUAGCUGUCACUUGCUGCAGUGCUGUAAUUAGUAGAGGAUGUUUUGUUUCGGCUGUGCUAGCUAAAACCACACRGUAGGCUGUUCUGAAAAUCGUGUGUGGGUGUUGUAAUGGCUUGUAACUAUGUUGGAUGAAGCUGCAUUAG